ACAGUUGGAGUCGGGCUGAGCUGAGAGUGCGGACCGCGGCGGGGACUAAAUUGCUUCGCCAAUUAAAUGUAAGCGUCAUUAAAGCCGGCCGUCCGCACGCUGACAGCUCAGUAUUUUCACAAUUUGACGAAAUGUCGAAGAAAAUUACCCCUCCCCGAAUUCUGCAAUUAAAACUCAAGUAGUUAAUGAGACCUCUUCACCUUUUGGUUGCCCCGGUUAGACGUUUGUGGCGAACUUCGCCUUUUAAUUGCCGCUAUUAAAAAAAUCAAUCCCCCUUUUCCCUGAGACCUCGCGCUGGCUUUUUGAUUGGCACGUGAAAUUGGGCGCGUUGGGGCUUUAACCGCGGCACGCGCGCUUGGCGCCGAGCAGAAUCCCAAAUGCGGAUCUCGAGAACAUAAUGCACGUGGGAUAAGUAUUAGUUCAAGUGUUGUCUGUUUUUCUUCUCGUCAUGUGUGAAGAUUGCAAAGGAGACGAGGAGCUGCUAGGCAAAUGCACAGAGGACAGGAGAGACAUAAUGGGCGCGCCGGUGGAGGUUCUGGAUGAGGACGCGUCGUCGCUGCAGGCGAUGGCGUCUGCGCCUCUGUUGGGCAGAGCUGUAUGCGCGAGCUGCAACGAGGAAAUUGUGGAUAAAUAUUUACUAAAGGUUAACGACUUGUGCUGGCAUGUGCGCUGUCUGUCCUGCAGCGUGUGCCAGACUUCGCUUGGCAGCCACACGAGCUGUUACAUCAAAGAAAAAGAGGUUUUCUGUAAACUGGACUACUUUCGAAGAUACGGCACGUGGUGCGCGUGCUGCGGCCGGAACAUCCACUCCACAGACUGGGUCCGCCGGGCCAAGGGCAACGUCUACCACCUGGCCUGUUUCGCCUGCUUCUCCUGCAAGAGGCAGCUGUCCACCGGGGAGGAGUUCGCUCUGGUGGAGGAGAAGGUGCUCUGCAGGGUUCACUACGACUGCAUGCUGGACAACCUCAAGCGGGCCGUGGAGAGAGGAAACAGUGUUAACAUGGAGGGGGCUGUUCCCACUGAACAGGAGAUUAACCAGCCAAAACCCUCCAAGAGAGCUCGGACCAGCUUCACUGCAGACCAGCUGCAGGUGAUGCAGGCCCAGUUUGCUCAGGACAACAAUCCAGAUGCUCAAACGCUGCAGAAACUGGCGGAGCAGACGGGCCUCAGUCGAAGAGUCAUACAGGUCUGGUUCCAGAACUGCCGAGCACGCCACAAGAAGCACGUGAGCCCCAACCACACCUCCAGCACCCCCAUGACCUCGCUGCAGCCCAGCGGCCUGUCCCAGCCCACCCCGACCCCUGAGGAGCUGCAGUACACAGCUUACGGAGGCCCGGAGGGAUCAAUGCUCUCUGCACUACACUCCUUCAUAGACAUACACUCCCCUCCAUCCAUGUUUCAACCGCUGCUGCCCGCCCACGCCAUGACCUCCCUGCCUGUGUCUCACACCUGAGGCGCGCGCGCGCGCACACACACACACACACACACACACACACACACACACACACACACACACACACACACACACACACACACACACACACACACACACACACACACACACACACACACACACACAGCCUCAGACUUCACCAGCGAUGGUCCGUCAUCAGCAGCCGCAGUAUUUAUUCAGAUCUCCAUGGUAAAUAUAAUUUCAUUUUAAGUGAACCAUAAAAGCCUUUCCUUUUACAUGUUGGCAUUCCUUGAAAACACAUCCAUAAUAUGCUCAACACACUGUUGAUCUUAUCUUGGAUGACUAUAAUUAACAGUCCUAAAUGUACUGUAUAAUGUGGACAUGGAAAGGUUUCAGUGUACCUCAUAGGAUUGUGACAUUAUAGAUUUCUAUUUGUUUGUGUAGUUGGUGACACAGUUUGACCGUGCUACUCUCAGUGAAAGCCACCACACCCAAAAUGUCAACUCAUUAUGAAGGUGAACUUGAAAUUGUUUGUGUUUGAAUAUUGCAAUUUAAUUUAUUUAUUGUAUGUCAAGUCUGCUUUGAAAAUAAAUGUCUACUUUCACAAACCUGUGAGAUGAAUGAAUGAUGACGAGAUAUUUUA
This is a messenger RNA of Chelmon rostratus (copperband butterflyfish), 2057 nucleotides long. RefSeq names its product LIM/homeobox protein Lhx8. Gene Ontology annotation, molecular function: RNA polymerase II transcription regulatory region sequence-specific DNA binding; DNA-binding transcription factor activity, RNA polymerase II-specific. NCBI's taxonomy places the organism in Eukaryota, Metazoa, Chordata, Actinopteri, Chaetodontiformes, Chaetodontidae. The transcript has 9 exons. The record is from RefSeq and is a predicted model, not a curated record. Gene Ontology annotation, biological process: neuron differentiation; forebrain neuron development; regulation of transcription by RNA polymerase II. Gene Ontology annotation, cellular component: nucleus. Bases 449 to 1453 code for a protein of 334 amino acids.